This is a messenger RNA of Mya arenaria, 2609 nucleotides long. Its product is annotated as sodium-dependent proline transporter-like. NCBI's taxonomy places the organism in Eukaryota, Metazoa, Mollusca, Bivalvia, Myida, Myidae. Gene Ontology annotation, cellular component: membrane. Bases 179 to 2122 code for a protein of 647 amino acids. Gene Ontology annotation, biological process: sodium ion transmembrane transport. The transcript has 14 exons. The record is from RefSeq and is a predicted model, not a curated record.
UCUGUUUAAAGCUUGUCGAUGUCGCUUUUCGCAAAAUCACAGACUGGAACAUCAAACGGAUUAUAAAAGAAGUGAAUCAGUCUUGCAGUGAACGGCAGAGGGAGAGUAGUAAAUAUUUAGUUUCACAAGAAGUUUUCGCACUUGUCAAUAUAGGAAUUAAUAAAAAUAAGUGUUCGUAAUGGGAGGACAGGCGGUGGAGCGCGAGUCCUGGGACCGGAAGUUAGACUUUAUUCUGUCCUGUGUUGGCUAUGCGGUCGGUCUUGGCAAUGUCUGGCGUUUUCCAUAUCUAUGCUAUAGGAAUGGCGGAGGCGCUUUCCUGGUUCCCUACGUGAUCAUGCUGCUGAUCGCCGGCUUGCCCAUUUUCUUCUUUGAGCUGGCCCUUGGUCAGUUUGCAUCCGAGGGUCCUAUUACCGUCUGGAAGGUCAGCCCACUGUUUUAUGGUGUCGGAUGUGGCAUGGUCGUAAUCAGCGGGCUGGUCAGCAUCUACUACAAUGUGAUCAUCAUGUACGCCAUCUACUACAUGUUUGUCUCGUUUGUCAACCUUGAUGGCGAGGUGCCCUGGAAGUACUGUGGUCAACCAUGGAACACAGACUCUUGCAGAAAUGAAAGCUUCCCAGACUUCGCAUCCAUGAACAAUGAUACAGAGAAAGUCAACUCGUGGCUUUCCCUGGCGAACGUGUCGUGUGUGAACCAGACUAUCACCACGCUUAUUACUGCUGGCAACGCCAACACCGGAGAUGACUACUACGACAUCGGAUACGGUGACCUCUCGGACACGUACAAGCCUAACUUCACCAACUGUAUGACAAAGUUUGAGUCACCAAGCGAGCAGUACUGGACUCGUUUUGUACUGCGUUACCACGAGGCUAACGGUCUUGAUGAUAUUGGGGGUAUCAGCUUGAAGAACAUCAUCUGUCUGCUGUUUGCCUGGAUCCUUAUCUUCUUCUGUCUCAUGAAGGGCAUCAAAUCGUCUGGAAAGGUUGUGUACUUCACGGCAACAUUUCCGUACCUCGUUAUCACUGUCCUGCUGGUCCGUGGUCUUACCCUGCCCGGUUUCAAGCAGGGAAUCGAGUUCUACAUCAUCCCUACAUGGGAUAAACUGCUCAAUAUCAAGGUGUGGUCUGACGCUGCGACCCAGAUCUUCUACUCUUUGGGCCCUGGGUUUGGCGGGUUGCUGUGUAUGUCAAGUUUCAACCGCUUUAAGAACAACUGUUGGCGAGACUCGGUGAUCGUCGCCUUCAUCAACUGCGGGACGUCGGUGUUCGCAGGCUUUGCUAUCUUCUCACUGCUCGGAUACAUGGCGCAUCAGACAAACCAAGCGGUUGAAGACGUAGCUGACAGUGGUCCUGGACUUGCGUUUGUGGCAUACCCAGAAGGCCUUGCAAAACUUCCGGUGUCGGCGCUGUGGUCCUUCCUGUUUUUCUUCAUGCUGAUUACACUUGGUUUAGACUCACAGAUGGUGAUGAUGGAGACGGUGAUAUCCGGGGUGACGGACAUCUGGCCGCGCUUUCUGCGAACCCACAAAGCACCGUUCACGUUCGUCUGCUGUAUAAUAGGCUUCCUUCUCGGCAUUCCGAUGACAACAAAGGGCGGUAUCCUUGUGUUGACCAUGUUCGACUGGUACUCGGGUUCUUACAACCUCAUGUUGAUCUCCCUUUUUGAGCUCGUCGCCGUCUGCUGGUUCUAUGGUAUCAGGAAGUUUAUGAAGGACAUUGAGAUGAUGUUGGGUCACCGCCCGAUGAUAUUCUGGUUCUACUACGUCCCCCUGUGGUGCGUCAUCACGCCCGUCGCUAUCAUUUUCAUCGUGGUGAUGUCGGGUGUAAACUACACGGCGGCCUACUACGGGGAGUACACGUUCCCGCCCUGGGCCGAGGGAAUCGGCUGGUGUCUGGCUGUGCUUCCAAUUCUAUGCGUCGUCAUCGGCGUCAUCUUCGGUAUCGUCAAGUUUGGCGGGUUGGCUAGCGCAAUGCGUCCACGCCCUGAUUGGGGUCCGCGCCUGAAAGAGAACCGAACGGGCGAGUACAACGACAACUAUGGUUACGAUCCAUCUGGUGAUGCAGAGGCCGAGGCCGCUUACACAAAGAACGGGGCUAUAGUAUACCCAGAGUUCGACAAGUUGUAAAAAUGUGUUGUUUCUCCAUAGACUUUAGUUAAAUGUUCUUACUAGUAGAAAUGCUUACCAUGUAAGUCACAGUCAACUGAUAAUACACGUUACUACCCAACAUGACUGACUUCACUCGGAAACCACUCAUACAGUAGUCUUUGACUUGAUAAUGUUCAAUUUCAAAAGUAAAAGUGUAAUGGACUUACUUUCGCGAACAUUCUUUACAGUAAAACUGGGAAUUAAUACAUAUUUUGAUGUUUAGAACGCAGAACUAUGAAACGGGUUUUAUCUUCAAUUGUACAUGCUACAAAAAGUUGCAUAAUAGGAAAGAAACAUACUCAUAACUUCUUUAGUCCUGCUUUAUGUUCAGUAAAGCAAUAUGAUGUGUGUUGAAUUUUAUGUAGUUUUACCUAACAUAUCAUUGUUUUAUCACUUCUUUUAGAUAUAUUUUAUUGUUUUUUAUACACAAAUUGUAUUUUUCUGCAAAUAAAUCUUUAUACUCGGA